Prunus armeniaca (apricot) is the source of this 1392-nucleotide messenger RNA. Lineage: Eukaryota; Viridiplantae; Streptophyta; Magnoliopsida; Rosales; Rosaceae. The record is from the annotation of a GenBank genome assembly.
AUGUUUCCGCAAGCACUUCUUCUGCUCCUCCUUCUUCAUUGUUGUCACAUCGUUGCUUCAUCAUCCAUCAUCAACACCCUACCGGGUUUUUCCGGCGACCUCCCCUUCAAACUUGAAACCGGGUACGUUGGGGUGGGCAAUUUGGAUGAUAUUCAGUUGUUUUAUUUCUUCAUCGAGUCGGAGAGAAGUCCCAAGGAAGAUCCUUUACUGCUUUGGCUCAGCGGAGGUCCUGGUUGCUCUUCUUUUACUGCCAUGGUAUACGACAGUAUAGGUCCAUUAAUUUUCAACUACGCAAAUUCUAGUGGGAACGAACCAACAUUUUUGUUGAAUCCAUACGCAUGGACAAAGAUUGCCAACGUAAUAUUUUUGGAUCAACCUGUUGGUACUGGAUAUUCCUACGCAAAAAGUUGGGAAGAAUACCGGACCGGUGAUACAUUAUCAAGUUCUCAGACCUAUGAAUUUCUAAGGAAGUGGCUUAAAGAUCACCCUCAAUUUCUGAAUAAUCCACUAUAUAUUGCUGGUGAUUCAUAUUCAGGCAUAACCGUUCCCAUCGUUGCUCAACAAGUAUCCAACGGUAACGAAGCCGGGCAUGAACCACCAAUGAAUCUCAAAGGUUACGUGCUUGGCAACCCAUGGACAGAACCAACAUAUGACGUGAACUCACGAAUUAAAUAUGCUCAUCGCAUGGCACUCAUAUCCAAUGAACUCUAUGAGUCAACUAAAACAAAUUGCAAGGGAGAGUACGUUCAAGUAGAUCCAAACAAUGCACCUUGUGUGGAAAACCUCCAAGAAGUCAAUGAGUGCAUCCAAAAGAUAAAUCUUGCACAAAUAUUGGAGCCAAAGUGUAGUACUCUGUCUCCAAAACCAAAAAGAUUCAAAUGGGAUCAGAACUUUGCUGAAGAGGACUUGUUAGAUGUGCUGCAUUAUUCUACGAAAUCAUGGUGUCGUAGUUAUAACUAUAUCUUCUGCUUCAUUUGGGCUAAUGACAAAACUGUCCAAAAUGCUCUAAACGUUCGAGAGGGAACAAUAAAGGGUUGGGAAAGAUGCAAUCAGAGCUUAGAUAGCAAUUAUGCAUAUGAUGUUAGAACUAGUAUUGACUAUCAUCGAAAUCUCACCAAGAAAAACCUUAGAGCACUGGUUUACAGUGGUGAUCAUGACAUGAUUAUUCCAUAUGUGGGCACUCGAGAAUGGAUAAAAUCUCUAAAUUUGAGUGUUGAUUACCAAUGGAGACCAUGGUUUGUUAAUGGCCAAGUUGCAGGGUACACCAAUGCAUAUACACUGAAAGCGUACAGUUUGACAUUUGUUACUGGAGGUGGCCACUCAGCUCCAGAAUACAAGCCUAUGGAAUGUCUUGCCAUGGUUGAUAGGUGGUUUGCAUAUUACUAUGUUUAA